CGCUCGACGCGCUCGACUGGUGUGUACGUAGCUGGCAGCACCGUAGCCAACGCAACUGUAAACAAACUCAGCCUUUGCCACGGAUUUGAAAAUUCGCGCGUGUGACCAAAUACUGUUGCCUCGGUGCCACUCCUCCAUAGCCAUUGUGUUGUUUGUGAGAGAGCAAGAGAUGCCGAGUUGAUCAUGAGACGCUGCCUCAGUGGAGACGCUUGCCGCUCGCAUCACUCGACGACCCAAGCGUUCGCUUGAACACUCGACCGAAAUCUCGAGAUCGAUCAUGAGGUGGAGCCGACAACACCGCGGGCUACUUGUGCUGCUGCAACUGGCGUCGCUGCUGCACGCGACGAGGGCCGACUUCCGCAGCAUCUCUUAUGCCGACUUGGUGGACAAGCAAGAGUUCCAGCAGGAAGGGGUCUCGGCGUACUCGCAGUUGCUGUUCGACGUCGCCAGACAGCAAGUCGUCGUGGGCGCACGGGACAAUUUAUACCGAUUGACGUUGACCUCGUUGACGCCGCUGGAGCACGCGUCAUGGCCGGCAGCCAAGAGCAUGAUCGACACCUGCUACACGAAAGGCCAAAGCGCCGACGACUGCCGUAACUACGUGAAGGUGCUGCUCAGCAACGGCAAGAGCCUGUUUACCUGCGGCACCAAUGCCUUCAAUCCCAAAUGCACCUGGCGAGAGAUCGACAACAUCAAUACCGUGACGAGCAACUUGACCGGAAUAGCGAUGUGCCCGUACUCGCCUCACUCCAACGUCACGGCCCUUUUGGCAAGAGCGCCGUCCGGAGGCCUUUUUACUGGUACUCCAACCGACUUUUCCGGCACUGACACCGCUAUCUACCGCACGCUCGUCUCGCCAAACUUGCGCACCAGACAGUAUGACUCCAAUUGGUUAAACGACCCUCAGUUUGUUGGGAGCUUCGAGACCGAGAACUACGUGUACUUUCUUUUCAGAGAGUCCGCUGUAGAGUACAUCAACUGCGGCAAGCGGAUUUACUCGAGAAUAGCGCGAGUCUGCAAAUACGACCCAGGCGGCAGUCCGCUGAUUAUGAAAGACACGUGGACAACGUUCAGUAAAGCUCGAAUGAAUUGCUCGCUGCCCGGCGAAUUCCCCUUCUACUACGACGAAAUCCAGGGUGCAGCUUAUCAGCCUGAGGAGGGUCUUGUUUACGCCACUUUUACGACGCCGAGCAACGCGAUAGCAGGCUCAGCGAUUUGCGCGUUCAACAUGUCAGCGAUUGCCGCGGCGUUCGAGGGUCCGUUCAAGCACCAAGAGAACUCCGGCGCCGCUUGGGAGCGUAAACUUGUCGGCUACAGUCGGCAGAAUUGUGGCCCGGGCGUGAGUAGCGGCACGACCUCGCGGUCUCAUCUUACGGACAACCAGCGCUACCAGCUGAUGGACGAGGCGGUGCAAAGUACUACUCCCAAGCCACUGCACACUGCCACGCUGGAGAGAUUCACGCAUAUAGCGGUGGACGUGACGCCAACGAAGAUACACAAGGGCGUAGCGGUGCUUUACGUGGCGACGAUCGAAGGUCUGAUCAAGAAGAUAUCAGUGCUACCACGUACGAUGGACACCUGCAUAAUCGAGAUCUGGGGGCCGCUUCCCUCGGCAGCGCUAACUCUGCAGUAUCUGAAGGAGACCAAGAGUCUUUACGUCGGAAUGCAAAGUGCCUUGUUGAGAAUACCAACGGUGCAGUGCCACCGACACAGGGACGCGCAAUCGUGUCUGAACGCUCAGGAGCCGUAUUGCGGCUGGGACGAGCACUUGAUGAAGUGUACCCCGGCGCCAGUGCAAUCGCCAGGCGGCUACCUGGCGACGCACUGGCAGCAAGACGCCACCAGGUGUCCCGUUCUCACUGACCCCGUGAAUGGCGGCUGGAGCGCCUGGAGCGCCUGGCAUACCUGCCAACACGAUCUCUCAGCCACUGAACAGGCCAAUUCCAGGUCGUCUGACGGCGAGAGCUCGGACAGCUGCCAGUGCCAGACGCGCGAGUGCAACAACCCGCUGCCGCAGAACGGCGGCAUCGGCUGCAGCGGUAGCCGCGUGCGCGUGGCGAACUGCACGGUGCACGGCGGCUGGACCGCCUGGUCCGCCUGGUCCGCCUGCGGACAGACCUGUGGCAUGGCCAUGAAGACCCGCAGGCGCACUUGCACCAAUCCCGCGCCCCAGCACGGUGGCCGCGUCUGUAUUGGCAGCGACCACGAGGAUAUUAUCUGCAUGGGUGUGCCACCCUGUCCGAGUCCUAGCAGUAGUGCAACUGCCGUGGGCCCGCAAAAGGGCAGCUGGACCAAUUGGGGACCUUGGAAUUCGUGCUCCAGACAAUGCGGUGGAGGCUUCAAGAUAAGAAGGAGAAUCUGUGAAAGUCAAUCUCGCAAGGAUGGUAGCGUGGAAUGCUCUGGAUACAGCUACCAGGUCGAGGAGUGCAAUAACCAACCGUGCCAAGAGACGAAGAAGUACUUCACGUCGCCUUGGCUGGCAGUGGGUAACGCAACGACAUCGGGUGUACGGACCGAGCGACGCUAUCGAUUCGUCUGUCGUGCCCAGACGGACGAGCCGUCGGCCGUGAAAGUGCAAGCCAAGGAGGAGGAGCGCCAUUGUCGCGGCGACUCCUGCAGCAAGCGCAAUAAUUUCAACGGGGCCGCGGCCAUAAUCAACCUCGACAGCAACGUCGAGGCCGGUUGGGCUGACUGGUCGGCUUGGUCGCUCUGCAGUCGAUCUUGCGGGGGCGGCACUCAGUACAAGAUUAGACUGUGCGAGUCGGGCUCGUGCGAGGGCCAAGCCACGGAGACUCGGUCCUGCAACACCAAGCCUUGCCAGGCGUUGAGCUUCCAGCACGGCGAGUUCGAGCCGGAGGGCCAGUGGUCAUGCUGGAGCGACUGGUCCGAGUGCUCGGCCAGCUGCGGCUUCGGCGUGCGCAGCCGCAGCCGCGAGUGCCUCGGUUCGGCGAAUUGCGAGGGUCCGAGUCGUGCGCGCGAGUCCUGCGAGAUGCCGAGCUGCGAGUGGUAUCGCGGCUGGGACGCGUGGUCCUCCUGGAGUCGUUGCGAUGACUCGAGCAUGCAGUAUCGCAAACGAAAAUGCCUCUUCGCCGAUCCAGCCGACGACGAGUGCCUCGGACCUAGUAAGCAGACUAGGUGGUGCAUCAACGACAUUCUCGACAAUGACGUGAAUGCACUGCCGUCGAGGAUAGAGGUAGCCGGUGUAUCGGUGGGUGCGGUCGUAGGAAGCUGUCUGGUCGGCUUCCUUAUCGGCCUCUCUCUCACCGCAUUCAUAUGUUUCUACUACUUGAAACGACAAAAGCCGCGUGUGCCCAGCAGCCCGCAUUACAUUAGCAAGCAAAAUCCAUACGUCUCUGUGCCACUAAAAGAGGUAAACAAUAAGACAACGGCAGCGAAGCGCCAGCCGAGCUUUUCCGGCAGCAUAAACGGCACGCUACGCUCGCACAAGAAUAAUUCGAUAAUCGCCAGCCCGAAGCUCUAUCCCAAGGCCCUCGAGUCAGCCUACGAGUCGGCAACGCUCAAACGCAACAGCAGAGAGCAUCACAUUCGCGCCCAGGAGCUUGACCAAGAGAAAUACUACUGAGCUCUUUUUGACAAGACUGUUUUCUUUAUUCGCGUGCCUUACAAUUAAAUUAUCUUAUAUACCGACGGAGAGAUCUUUCUAAAGGAAUUAUGAGGUCUGAAUUUGCGGAACAAUUCUAACAGUGAUACCUAGUAUAAUAAAGGGGGCGUGUUUUAUUUUCGACAGCAAUAACAACUAAACAUAGCUGUUUGAUAUGCGGCAAAGAGGUUUUUUUAUUUUUCUUUUUUUUAUAUCAAGGUGAUGGAAAUUACGAUUUCCUUUUCGUUGACUUUUUUUUAGAGAGAGCAAUAUUAAUUUUAGAAACAAAAGCCAAAAGUCGGUAAUCUCUCGUUUCCGAUGCGUCGUGGCAUUGUUUCCGAAUUUUUUUCGUCGCCAAGAAAAAAUAUUUACGAUUUGUUUCGCGCUAGUUGAAAGUUUUAGGUAUGUUGUUAUUUUCGUGUAAAUAAAAAAACCAAGAAUUAAGUAUGCGUGAAGAAGAGUGAGAGCUUUUGAGAGUUAAGUGUAUCCCCUAACAACUGCGACUGGGCAUUUCAUCAUUGCAUUUGUAUAAAAUAUCGCCGGCGUUUUAUUCUGUUACUACUUAAGACAAUUACGUAUUUCGACAAUUAAUUUUAUGUUCAUUAAACUCGUGGGCGUGGAAGUGUGUCUAGAGAGGAUGAUUUAGAUUUUAGAGUAGAAGUCUUACAUAUCGUGUAAAUAGAAAGUGUCUAUAAAAAAUCUUUUUAUACAAAAUACAUUUAAGCGAGUUAUACGUAUUGAAAAAAAAAUGUUUAUUUUUUUUAAUCGAAUCACAAGCGAGAAUAGUGCCAUGAGACACACUGACAGUAUAACAAAUUGGAGGUGCGACUUUAAUACGAAAUAAUCAUUGCUAUAAUGUACGUUAGUACUCCGUGCGGGGCAAGAGAGCGAUAUCAACGCGUGAAUUUCUUGUUGUUCAUAAACGCGGUCGCAUUUUAUUAUUUUAUUUAUUGCAAAGGAAAAGGAAUACAUGUUAUGAAUUUAUUGGCUCACAUUGAGCCGAGGCCAAUAGCGUCUCUCUCUCUCCCCUCGUUGGGUACGCGUGCAAAAGUGCAGCGACGGUUCUUCUUUAUCUUCUUGCGAUAGUGAAGCUUAUACGAAGCUAUAAAACGUUGCUGCCGCAUGAUGCGACUCCUUUGCAUGGUAUCAUAUCGUGCACGAUAAGUGUCGAGAUAUUUGUCUCUGUAAAAAUCGUCGACAUUAUUUUAUAUGCUGAUAUAUAUAAUUUUAUCUCAUUUUAUCGUAUCAUUUAUCGAAAUAAAGAGAGCUGUUUGUAAUAAA
This is a messenger RNA of Phymastichus coffea, 4882 nucleotides long. It is a transcript of the gene Sema5c, whose product is annotated as semaphorin-5A. The transcript is spliced from 16 exons. The record is from RefSeq and is a predicted model, not a curated record. Gene Ontology annotation, biological process: semaphorin-plexin signaling pathway; axon guidance; neural crest cell migration. Gene Ontology annotation, molecular function: semaphorin receptor binding; chemorepellent activity. Lineage: Eukaryota; Metazoa; Arthropoda; Insecta; Hymenoptera; Eulophidae. The coding region runs from base 278 to 3583 and encodes 1101 amino acids.